AUUUGAUUUAAGAAAAGAAACUUACAUAAAUAGCGUUAUUUACUCAAACUAAUAUGUUUGACUACAAUGUAUCUUGCCUUAAUACAAGGUAUAAAUUCAAUAGAAUCUUUCCGACAACACUACUAAAUCACAAAUUAAAUCAAGAUAUUAUUACGACUGAAAACGUAAAUAUACUUACUUAAUCGUUACUUUAUUACCAAUGUAUUCAAAUCCAAACGUUUCAUGCAUCUUAAAUAAGGAAAAUACCUUAACUAUGUGUUGAAUUGAAUUUUCAGGCUCGUCCGAAUUUGCACUAUAUAAAGUCUUCCCACACCAUACAUCAAAAUAAGAUCUCUUCACCUUUUCUUCUACCUGCAAUAUUAUGGGGUUCACUUUUUUUCUUGCUCUCAUUUGCAUACUCAAUUUAAAUCAAUUUCUCAAAGCAGAAAAUCUUGAUGUAUACAUUGUCCAUGUCGAUCCUGCACAAUCCGACAAUCUCGAAACGUUUUACGAUUCGUUCUUGCCGACGAAUACUAAUUUAGAAGCUGACUCGGCCGUUAUUGACCAGCCGAGAAUAUUGCAUCGCUACCGCAAUGUGUUUUCGGGUUUCGCCGCAAAACUAUCGGCAGCUGAAGUCGAAGCCAUGCGGCAGAAGAAGGGUUUCGUCUCGGCCCGGCCCGAAAGGAUGUUGCCCCUGCACACCACUCAUUCUCCCAGUUUCUUGGGGUUGAGCCAAAACACGGGCCUAUGGGAAAAUUCGAACUACGGCAAAGGAGUCAUCAUCGGUGUUUUGGACACCGGAAUCACGCCGGAGCACCCCUCCUUUUCCGACGAAGGGAUGCCACCGCCGCCGGCAAGAUGGAAGGGCAAAUGCCAGCUCCGUGUGAGAGGUUCGUGCAACAACAAGCUGAUCGGAGCCAGAUACUACUUCGGCAAGUCACCCAUCGACGUCGACGGCCACGGCACGCACACCGCCGGCACCGCAGCCGGGAAUUUCGUCGGGGGCGCCGCGUUAUUUGGCAACGCCAACGGCACGGCCGCCGGGAUCGCGCCCCACGCCCAUGUGGCGAUAUACCAAGCAUGCCAACCCGAGGGAUGCCCGGAGAGUGCCAUCGCCGCCGCCAUGGACGCCGCGAUAGACGACGGCGUCGAUGUACUCUCUAUGUCCCUCGGAGGUGGAUUCGCCCCUUACCCUAACGACGUCAUCGCUAUCGGUGCUUACAGGGCCAUGCAGAGGGGUAUUGUCGUAAGUUGCUCUGCCGGAAACGAGGGCCCUGAUAGCGAGACCCUGACGAACCAAGCCCCGUGGAUUAUGACCGUCGGUGCCAGCACCACCGACCGGAAAAUACUAGUCACCGCAUCGCUCGGCAACGGUGAGAAAAUACACGGCGAAACGGCUAAAGGUUUUCACUCGAUCAAAAAGAAAAAGCUCGUUCACCCUCGAUCGAAUCUUACCGGAACGACGUACUGCGAUACCGACUUCGGCAUCGACGACGUCAGAGGAAAGAUAGUCAUGUGCGACGGUGGUGGAGCGAAGUCGAGAACCGAGAAAGCAGAAGCCGUAAAGAGUGCCGGUGGCGCGGCAAUAAUUCUAGUGAACGACGAAUUAGCAGGCGACACCACGAUGGUCGGUGUAUAUCCUCUUCCAGCAAUUCAAAUCGGUUAUACGGAUGGCCUAAAGAUACAAGCCUACCUAAAUUCAACUUCCAAGCCGAAAGCCACAAUCGCGUUCAAAGGAACUGUUCUAGGGGAUAAUCGAGCUCCGGUUGUUGCCCCGUUUUCCUCUAGAGGUCCUAAUAUAGCGAGCCCCGGGAUUCUGAAGCCCGAUAUUAUCGGGCCCGGAUUUAACAUCCUUGCCGCUUGGCCUAAUUCCAUAUUCCCUAAUACCACAUUCUACAUGAUAUCGGGUACGUCAAUGUCAUGCCCGCAUCUAAGUGGUGUCGCAGCACUGCUCAAAAGCGCGCACCCUGAUUGGUCGCCAGCUGUCAUCAAGUCCGCAAUUAUGACCACAGCCGAUUUUACGAACCGUGCUGGAAAUCCGAUCGAGAACGACAAAAUGCAGCCCGCGGAGCUGUUUGCUAUUGGUUCGGGCCACGUGAACCCUACCCAGGCAAAUGAUCCCGGAUUAGUUUACGAUAUAUCGCCCGACGACUAUAUUCCUUACUUGUGCGGCAUGAAUUUCACGGACAAAGAAGUGAGCGUCGUCGUUCAGCGUAACGUGGAUUGUUCGGACGUAAACAGCAUUAUCGACUCCCAACUGAACUACCCCUCGUUUUCGAUUAUACUUGGAUCGACUCCUCAGAGUUAUACGAGGACGGUGACCAACGUUGGCAAGGCGAAUGCGUCGUUUGACGUGGAGAUCGUUUCGCCUGACGGCGUGAUUGUGCGAGUGGAACCCGAGAGACUUUGGUUUUGGGAAUUGGGCCAGAAAUUGAGCUAUAACGUGACGUUCACUAGAUCGGCAGCCGACGGAGCGACGAAGAAGAACGGUGAAGGGUUUAUAAAAUGGAACUCUGCAGAUCACUCUGUUAGAAGUCCUAUAUCUGUUGUGUUUGUUUAAACUUUGAGUAAUUUUUAUUAUUAACAAUUAAUAGGGUUGGGGUUUAUUUCUUGCAUUUUAAUUUGUUUUCAGUUUAUUUUGUCAUAACACUUUGAAUUAUUGUGAUUUACUAUGAACUUUCUAUUACAUCUUGUUUUAUAUAUCACCUAUGUUGUCACGUUGCAAAAGAAAUCUGGAAUGAAAAAUCCAAAGUGAAUUAAUUACGAACCUACAAAAAUUCCAGUACACCUAUACAGUUGGCUGCGAGUUCCUUCGUUACCAAAAAAUCUAGAAAAACCAAAAGGAUUUGAAUUUGUGGUAAACAAAAUCUAAAGAAAAAUAUGGGAUAAUUCAAUUGUGCUUCAAGAAUUCU
This is a messenger RNA of Erythranthe guttata (spotted monkey flower), 2891 nucleotides long. Lineage: Eukaryota; Viridiplantae; Streptophyta; Magnoliopsida; Lamiales; Phrymaceae. The record is from RefSeq and is a predicted model, not a curated record.